AUGCUCCGAUACCCACUGUUCUACUUGAAGAUCGAGAAGCUGCUUAAGGGCAGGAAACCCGUGUGUCUCAUGGCGCGCUACAGCUGCACGUACGCGAACAUCCCGAGCCCGUUCUGGUGGAGCUCGGAGCACUUCGGCGGCCCAAUCAUCGAGCAGGUGACGCACUUCGCUGAUAUCGCGCGCGUCGUGCCACCGGCGAACCGCGUUCCUCGUGCUAACGUGGCUAACUGGUACUUCAAGAGUGGUGCACUCGGCAACCUGGCUCAAGGUCCGUACUCAGAGACGCUGAUGCUCACUGUUUUGCAGCACAACAGUGACGAGGAGGUGGCGUUCGAGCUCUCUGGCGACGACAUGUACCUGACCGAUGACCUCGAGUUGUUAAAGGUCACUCACGGCGAGAGCGAUGACUUUCGCUGUCAGUACCAGGACGCUGUGAACACGUUCGCGUUGACAUGCAAAAUUUGUGACGUAGCUCUUGCAAACUUGGCUACUACUACGGGUUACUGUACAUCUGGGUAA
Phytophthora infestans T30-4 is the source of this 519-nucleotide messenger RNA. RefSeq lists its product as uncharacterized. Lineage: Eukaryota; Oomycota; Peronosporomycetes; Peronosporales; Peronosporaceae. The record is from RefSeq and is a predicted model, not a curated record. The transcript has 3 exons. Bases 1 to 519 code for a protein of 172 amino acids.